AUGCAGAAAUCGCGGGGCCUGCGAGGCGAGGAGGCGGGCACCAGGGCACCCCCCAGCCCCGGGGUGCCUCCGAAGAGGGCCAAGGUGGGGGCCGGCGGAGGGGCCGGGGCCGGCGGAGGGCCCGCGGCCGGGGCGCCAGUCUUCCUUCGGCCCCUGAAGGACGCCGCAGUGUUUGUGGGCUGCGACGUGCGGCUGCGGGUGGUGGUGAGCGGAGCGCCCCAGCCCAGCCUCAGCUGGUUCCGAGAUGGGCAGCUCCUGCCUCCGCCAGCCCCGGAGCCCAGCUGCUUGUGGCUGCGGAACUGCGGGGCGCAGGACGCCGGCAAGUACAGCUGCAGGGCCCAGAACGAGCGGGGCCAGGCCUGCUGCGAGGCCCUGGUCACAGUGCUGGAGGUCGGAGACUUGGAGACAGGUGAGGAUGACAUCAGCGAUGUGCAAGGGACCCAGCGCCUGGAGCUUCGGGGUGACAGGACCUUCAGCACCCCCACAGGGGGCUCCGGCACACUGGUGGGCACCUCCCUGGACACUCCCCCGACCUCCAUGACAGGCACCUCCGAAGAGCAAGUGAGCUGGUGGGGCAGCGGGCAGACGGUCCUGGAGCAGGAAGUGGGCAGCAGGGGUGGCACCCGCCGCCUCCCGGGCAGCCCAAGGCAAGCACAGGCGGCCGGGGCCGGGCCACGGCACCUGGGGGUGGAGCCGCUGGUACGGGCAUCUCGAGCUAAUCUGGUGGGCGCAAGCUGGGGGUCAGAGGAUAGCCUUUCGGUGGCCAGUGACCCGUAUGGCAGCGCAUUCAGUCUGUACAGAGGACGGGCGCUCUCGAUCCACGUCAGCGUCCCUCAGAGCGGCCUGCACAGGGAGGAGCCCGACCUUCAGCCUCAGCCGGCCAGCGAAGCCCCUCGUCGCCCGGCCCUGCCGCCUCCCUCCAAAUCCGCGCUGCUGCCCCCACCGUCCCCUCGGGUGGGUAAGCGGCCCCCGCCGGGGCCCAGCGCCCAGCCCCCGGCCACCCCCACGGCGCCCCACCGGCGCACUCAGGAUCCUGUGCUGCUCGAAGACGCCACCGCCGAAGAGAAGCGAGGGAAGAAGGCCAAGUCGUCGGGGCCCUCGCUGGCGGGCACGGCCGAGUCCCGGCCUCAGACGCCCCUGAGCGAGGCCUCGGGCCGCCUGUCGGCGCUGGGCCGCUCGCCGCGGCUGGUGCGCGCCGGCUCCCGCAUCCUGGACAAGUUGCAGUUCUUCGAGGAGCGACGGCGCAGCCUGGAGCGCAGCGACUCGCCGCCGGCACCCCUGCGGCCCUGGGUGCCCCUGCGCAAGGCCCGCUCGCUGGAGCACCCCAAGUCCCACGGCGAUGCCUCGUGGGGUUCGCCCGGGGCCUCUCAGGAGGAACUGCGGGCGCCGGCGGGCAGCGUGGCCGAGCGGCGCCGCCUGUUCCAGCAGAAGGCCGCCUCGCUGGACGAGCGCACGCGGCAGCGCAGCCCGGCCUCCGACCUCGAGCUGCGCUUCGCCCAGGAGCUGGGCCGCAUCCGCCGCUCCACGUCGCGGGAGGAGCUGGUGCGCUCGCACGAGUCCCUGCGCGCCACGCUGCAGCGCGCGCCGUCCCCCCGGGAGCCCGGCGAGCCCCCGCUCUUUUCGCAGCCCUCCACCCCCAAGACCUCGCGCGCCGUGAGCCCUGCCGCCGCCCAGCCUCCCCCUCCGAGCGUCGCGGGGAGGCCCGGGGAUGAGCCGGGGAGGCCGCAGAGCCGCGGGCCGGCAGGCAGGACAGAGCUGGGGGAAGGCCCGCAGCAGGAGGUCCGGCGCCGGGACCAGUUCCCGCUGACCCGGGGCAGAACCAUCCAGGAGAGCCGGAGCCCCGUGCCGCCCCCCGCCCCGGGGGAUGCCCCCGAGGCCAGGACAAAAGCCCCUCCGGGUCGGAAGCGGGAGCCCCCGGCACAAGCCGUGCGCUUCCUGCCUUGGGCCACGCCGGGCCCUGAGGGCGCUGCUGUGCCCCAGACGCUGGAGAAGAGCAGGGCGGGGCCUGAGGCCGAGAAGAGGCCGCGCCGAGGGCCGGAGGAGGAUGGUCCCUGGGGGGCCUGGGACCGCAGAGGGACUCGCAGCCAGGGCAGAGGUCGCAGGGCCCGGCCCACCUCGCCUGAGCUUGAGUCUUCGGACGACUCUUAUGUGUCUGCUGGAGAAGAGCCCCUGGAGGCCCCUGUGUUUGAGAUCCCCCUGCAGGACGCGGUGGUGGCCCCAGGGGCGGAUGUGCUGCUCAAGUGUAUCAUCACCGCCAACCCCUCUCCCCAAGUGUCCUGGCAGAAGGAUGGGUCCACGCUGCGCAGUGAUGGCCACCUUCUCAUCCGGGCGGAGGGUGAGCGGCACACCCUGCUGCUUCGGGAGGCCCGGACGGCGGAUGCUGGGAACUACACGGCCACCGCUACCAAUGAGCUGGGCCAGGCCAGCUGCGCUGCCACGCUGGCCGUGAGACCUGGUGGGUCCACAUCCCCUUUCAGCAGCCCCAUCACCUCUGACGAGGAGUACCUGAGCCCCCCAGAGGAGUUCCCGGAGCCUGGGGAGACCUGGCCCCAACCCCCCACCAUGAAGCUCAGUCCCAGCCAGAACCGCCGCUCCUCAGAUGCUGGCUCCAAGGCGCCCCCCACCUUCAAGGUCUCCCUUAUGGACCAGUCAGUAAGAGAAGGCCAAGAUGUUACCAUGAGCAUCCGUGUGCAGGGGGAGCCCAAGCCAGUGGUCUCCUGGCUGAGAAACCGCCAGCCCGUGCGCCCAGACCAGCGGCGCUUCGCGGAGGAGGCCGAGGGUGGGCUGUGCCGGCUGCGGAUCCUGGCCGCUGAGCGGGGUGACGCUGGCUUCUACACUUGCAAAGCAGUUAACGAGUAUGGCGCUCGGCAGUGCGAGGCCCGCCUGGAGGUCCGAGCACACCCUGAGAGCCGGUCCCUGGCCGUGCUGGCCCCCCUGCAGGACGUGGACGUGGGGGCCGGGGAAAUGGCGCUGUUUGAGUGCCUGGUGGCGGGUCCUGCGGACGUGGAGGUGGACUGGCUGUGCCGUGGCCGCCUGCUGCAGCCCGCGCUGCUCAAAUGCAAGAUGCAUUUCGAUGGUCGGAAAUGCAAGCUGCUGCUCACCUCCGUGCACGAGGACGACAGUGGCGUCUACACCUGCAAGCUCAGCACGGCCAAAGAUGAGCUGACCUGCAGUGCCCGGCUGACGGUGCGGCCCUCACUGGCGCCCUUGUUCACGCGGCUGCUGGAGGAUUUGGAGGUGCUGGAAGGCCGCACGGCCCGCUUCGACUGCAAGAUCAGUGGCACCCCACCCCCCUCCGUGACCUGGACUCAUUUCGGCCACGCCGUGGAGGAGAGUGAGAACUUGCGUCUGCGGCAGGAUGGGGGGCUGCACUCGCUGCACAUUGCCCAUGUGGGCAGCGAGGACGAGGGGCUCUACGCAGUCAGUGCCACCAACACCCACGGCCAGGCCCACUGCUCAGCCCAGCUCUACGUGGAGGAGCCUCGGACAGCUGCCUCGGGCCCCAGCUCGAAGCUGGAGAAGAUGCCAUCCAUCCCUGAGGAGCCGGAGCACGGCGAGCUGGAGCGGCUGUCCAUGCCCGACUUCCUGCGGCCACUGCAGGACCUGGAAGUGGGACUGGCCAAGGAGGCCAUGCUGGAGUGCCAGGUGACCGGCCUGCCCUACCCCACCAUCAGCUGGUUCCACAAUGGCCACCGUAUCCAGAGCAGUGAUGACCGGCGCAUGAUGCAGUACAGGGAUGUCCAUCGAUUGGUGUUCCCCGCUGUGGGACCUCAGCAUGCUGGUGUCUACAAGAGUGUCAUCGCCAACAAGCUGGGCAAAGCUGCCUGCUAUGCCCACCUCUAUGUCACAGAUGUGGUUCCAGGCCCCCCAGAUGGUGCCCCACAAGUGGUGGCUGUGACUGGGAGGAUGAUCACCCUCACAUGGAACCCCCCCAGGAGUUUGGACAUGGCCAUCGACCCGGACGCCCUGACCUACACCGUGCAGCACCAGGUGCUGGGCUCAGGCCAGUGGACAGCGCUGGCCACGGGCUUGCGGGAGCCUGGAUGGUCAGCCACAGGGUUGCGUAAGGGGGUUCAGCACAUUUUCCGGGUCCUCAGUGCCACCAUCAAGAGCAGCAGCAAACCAUCACCCCCUUCUGAGCCUGUGCAGCUGCUGGAGCGAGGCCCGCCCCUGGAGGAGGCCCCCGCUGUGCUGGACAAGCCAGACAUCGUGUAUGUGGUGGAGGGACAGCCUGCCAGUGUCACCGUCACCUUCAACCACGUGGAGGCCCAGGUCGUCUGGAGGAGCUGCCGAGGGGCCCUCCUAGAGGCGCGGGCAGGUGUGUACGAGUUGAGUCAGCCAGAUGACGACCAGUACUGUCUUCGGAUCUGCCGGGUUAGCCGCCGGGACAUGGGGCCCAUCACCUGCACUGCCCGCAACCGUCACGGCACACAGGCCUGUUCGGUCACACUGGAACUGGCAGAGGCCCCUCGGUUUGAGUCCAUCAUGGAGGACGUGGAGGUGGGGGCUGGGGAAACCGCUCGCUUCGCUGUGGUGGUUGAGGGGAAACCACUGCCGGACAUCAUGUGGUACAAGGAUGAGGUGCUGCUGACUGAGAGCAGCCACGUGAGCUUCGUGUACGAGGAGAACGAGUGCUCCCUGGUGGUGCUCAGCACGGGCGCCCAGGACGGAGGCGUCUACACCUGCACUGCCCGGAACCUGGCUGGAGAAGUCUUCUGCAAAGCAGAGUUGGCUGUGCGUUCAGCUCAGACAGCUAUGGAGGUAGAUGGGGCCCGGGAAGACGAGGAACAGCGAGGAAAGAGACUCAGCGACUUUUAUGACAUCCACCAGGAGAUCGGCAGGGGUGCCUUCUCCUACCUGCGGCGUGUGGUGGAGCGUAGCUCUGGCCUGGAGUUUGCAGCCAAGUUCAUCCCCAGCCAGGCCAAGCCAAAGGCAUCAGCAUGGCGGGAGGCUCGGCUGCUAGCCCGGCUCCAGCACGACUGUGUCCUCUACUUCCAUGAGGCCUUCGAGAGGCGUCGGGGGCUGGUCAUUGUCACCGAGCUCUGCACGGAGGAGCUGCUGGAGCGAAUGGCUAGGAAGCCCACCGUGUGUGAGUCUGAGAUCCGGGCCUACAUGCUACAGGUGCUCGAGGGAAUAUGCUAUCUGCACCAGAACCAUGUGCUGCACCUGGAUGUCAAGCCUGAGAACCUGCUGGUGUGGGAUGGUGCAGAGGGUGAAGAGCAGGUGAGGAUCUGUGACUUUGGGAACGCCCAGGAGGUGACUCCGGGAGAGCCCCAGUACUGCCAAUACGGCACUCCUGAGUUCGUGGCGCCCGAGAUUGUCAACCAGACCCCUGUAUCUGGAGUCACUGACAUCUGGCCCGUGGGCGUCGUUGCCUUCCUCUGUCUGACGGGAAUCUCCCCGUUUGUUGGGGAAAACGAUCGGACAACGUUAAUGAACAUCCGGAACUACAAUGUGGCCUUUGAGGAGAACACGUUCCUGAGCCUGAGCAGGGAGGCCCGGGGCUUCCUCAUCAAAGUGCUGGUGCAGGACCGGCUGAGGCCUACCGCAGAGGAGACCCUAGAACAUCCUUGGUUCAAAACACAGGCAAAGGGCGCAGAGGUGAGCACGGAUCACCUAAAGCUAUUCCUCUCCCGGCGGAGGUGGCAGCGCUCCCAGAUCAGCUACAAAUGCCACCUGGUACUGCGCCCCAUCCCUGAGCUGCUGCGGGCACCCCCCGAGCGGGUGUGGGUGGCCGUGCCCAGAAGACCACCACCCAGUGGGGGGCUCUCGUCCUCCUCUGACUCCGAAGAGGAGGAGCUGGAGGAGCUACCCUCAGUGCCCCGACCACUGCAGCCUGAGUUCUCGGGCUCUCGAGUGUCCCUCACCGACAUUCCCACUGAGGAUGAGGCCCUGGGGACCCCGGAGGCUGGGGCUGCCACCCCUAUGGAGUGGCAGGAGCAGGGAAGGGCCACCUCUCAGGACCAGCAGGCCCCGAGCCCUCCUGCCCUCCCCUCCCCAGGCCAGGAGCCCCCAGCUGGGCCCAGCCCCCGGCGGGGAGAGCUCCGCAGGGGCAGCUCAGCUGAGAGCGCCCUGCCCCGGGCCGGGCAGCGGGAGCCGGGCCGGGACCUGCAAAAGGCAGCGUCUGUGGAGCUGCCACAGCGCCGGAGCCCCAGCCCGGGCACCGCCCGCCUGACCCGGGGAGGCCUGGGCGAGGGUGAGUAUGCCCAGAGGCUUCAGGCCCUGCGCCAGCGGCUGCUGCGGGGAGGCCCUGAGGAUGGCAAGGUCAGUGGCCUCAGGGGUCCCUUGCUAGAGAGCCUGGGGGGGCGUGCCCGGGACCCCCGGCUGGCACGGGCUGCCUCCAGCGAAGCAGCACCCCACCACCAGCCUCCACCAGAGACUCGGGGCCUGCAGAAGAGCAGUAGCUUCUCGCAGGGUGAGGCGGAACCCCGGGGCCGGCACCGCCGAGCCGGGGCGCCCCUUGAGAUCCCCGUGGCCCGACUUGGGGCCCGUAAACUACAGGAGUCUCCCUCCUUGUCUGCCCUCAGCGAGACCCAGCCACCCAGCCCUGUACGGCCCAGUGCCCCGAAAGCCAGUGCCCGCCAACCCAGUGCCCCCAAGUCUUCAGAACCUCCCGCCACCAAACCCAGUGAUGCUUCUCAGCCCUUGGCAUCCCAGCCUGCCCAAGAGAAGGCUCCGAAGUUCAAGGCAGAGCCAGUCCCAGCCCCUAAACCUGCACAGCCUCCCGUGGCCCCGCAAACCCCAGCGCCCCCCGUCACACCCUAUGCCCAGAUCAUUCAGUCGUUGCAGCUGGCGGGCCACACGCAAGGCCCUCCCCAGGGCCCUGCCACACCUCCGACGGAGCCCAAGUCCCACCCCGCGGUGUUCGCCAGGGUGGCCUCCCCACCCCCUGGAGCCUCUACCAAGCUCGUGCCUGCAGCCUCGGCUCCCCCAGCGCCGGCCGAGAAAGCCCGGGUUCCCACGGUGCCCCGCAGGCCGGGCAGCAGUCUCAGCAGCAGCAUCGAGAACCUGGAGUCCGAGGCCGUGUUCGAGGCCAAGUUCAAGCGCAGCCGUGAGUCGCCCCUGGCACGGGGGCUGCGAAUGCUUAGCCGCUCGCGCUCAGAGGAGCGCGGCCCCUUCCGCGGGGCCGAGGAGGACGGCAUGUACCGGCCCAGCCCGGCGGGCACACCGCUGGAGAUGGUGCGACGGCCCGAGCGCUCGCGCUCCGUGCAGGACCUCAGGGCGACCGGGGAGCCGGGCCUGGUCCGCCGCCUCUCGCUGUCGCUGUCCCAGCGGCUGCGGCGCACCCCGCCCGCGCAGCGCCACGCGGCCUCGGAGGCGCGCGGCGGGGACGGGGAGAGCUCGGAGGGCGGCAGCUCGGCGCGGGGCUCCCCGGUGCUCACGGUGCGCAGGCGGCUCAGCUCCACGCUGGAGCGGCUGUCCAGUCGGUUGCAGCGCAGCGGCAGCAGCGAGGACUCCGGGGGCGCGUCCGGCAGGAGCACGCCGCUGUUCGGACGGCUACGCAGGGCCACUUCCGAGGGCGAGAGUCUGCGGCGCCUCGGUCUCCCACACAACCAGCUGGCCGCCCAGGCCGGCGCCACCACACCUUCCGAGGAGUCCCUGGGCUCCGAGGCCAGCGCCACAUCGGGCAGCUCAGCUCCUGGGGAAAGCCGGAGCCGGCUGCGCUGGGGCCUCUCUCGGCUGCGGAAAGACAAGGGCUCAUCACAGCCAAACCUCUCUGCCAGCGUUCAGGAGGAUUUGGGUCAGCAGUAUGUGCCCAGUGAAUCAGACUUCCCCCCAGUCUUCCACAUCAAACUCAAGGACCAGGUGCUGCUGGAGGGAGAGGCAGCUACCCUGCUCUGCCUGCCGGCAGCCUGCCCUGCACCCCGCAUCUCCUGGAUGAAAGACAAGCAGUCCCUGCGGUCAGAGCCCUCAGUGGUCAUCGUGUCCUGCAAAGAUGGACGGCAGCUGCUGAGCAUCCCCCGGGCGAGCAAGCGGCACGCGGGGCUCUAUGAGUGCUCAGCCACCAAUGUCCUGGGCAGUGUCACCAGCUCCUGUACCGUGGCUGUGGCCCGUGUCCCAGGGAAGCUAGCCCCUCCCGAGGUGCCCCAGACCUACCAAGACACAGCGCUGGUGCUCUGGAAGCCAGGAGACAGCCGGGCGCCCUGCACGUACACGCUGGAGCGGCGGCACUGGGAGCUUGGGCCACCCCUCUGUGACCUCAGCCCUUCCCCGAUGGUGCCCGCAGGGGAGUCUACCUGGCACCCAGUGGGCUCAGGCAUCCUCGACUGUUACUACAAUGUGACCCACCUACCAAUCGGCGUGACUGUGAGGUUCCGUGUGGCCUGUGCCAACCGUGCGGGACAAGGGCCUUUCAGCAACCCUUCUGAGAAGGUCCUCGUCAGGGGCACGCAAGAUUCCUCAGCUCUGCUACCUGCUGCUCACCGAGACACCCUUGUUACCUCAGGGCCAGCCAGGGCCCCGCCUCCGGACUCUCCUACCUCACUGGCCCCAUCCCCGACCACUGCUGCAGCUCCUGGUCCCCCAGGCCCCCAGUCAGCUGCUCUCAGCCCUUCAUCUCCCCCAACACCCCCCAGCCAGGCCUUGUCCUCACUCAAGGCUGUGGGUCCACCCCCCCAAACCCCCCCACGAAAGCACAGAGGCCUGCAGGCCGCCCGGCAAGCAGAGCCCUCCCCACCCAGUGCCCAGGUCACCCCAAGUGAGCCCAAGUCUUCCGUCCCUAACACUGGGACCCCGACCCCAGCCUCCACUCCUCAAGGGGUUAAACCAGCGUCUUCCUCUACUCCCCUGUAUAUGGUGACGUCCUUUGUGUCUGCACCACCAGCCCCCGAACCCCCAGCCCCCGAACCCCCUCCUGAGUCCAGCAAAGUAACUGUUCAGACCCUCAGUUCAGCCAAGGAGAUGACCAGCUCCCCUGGCGGCGGUCCCCGCAGCUCUCCGGGGCCGGAGGGCACCGCUCUUCGACAGGGCCCCCCUCAGAAACCCUACACCUUCCUGGAGGAGAAGGCCAGGGGGCGCUUUGGUGUAGUGCGUGCAUGCCGGGAGAAUGCCACUGGGCGGACGUUUGUGGCCAAGAUCGUGCCCUAUGCAGCUGAGGGCAAGCGGCGAGUCCUGCAGGAGUAUGAAGUGUUGCGAACGCUGCACCACGAGCGGCUCAUGUCCCUGCAUGAGGCCUACAUCACCCCACGUUACCUCGUGCUCAUCGCUGAGAGCUGUGGCAACCGGGAGCUCCUCUGUGGGCUCAGUGACAGGUUCCGAUAUUCAGAGGACGAUGUGGCCACCUACGUGGUGCAGCUGCUACAAGGCCUGGACUACCUCCACGGCCGGCACGUGCUGCACCUGGACAUCAAGCCAGACAACCUGCUGCUGGCCUCUGACAACGCCCUCAAGAUCGUGGACUUCGGCAGCGCCCAGCCCUACAACCCCCAGGCCCUGCGGCCCCUUGGCCACCGCACGGGCACACUGGAGUUCAUGGCUCCUGAGAUGGUGAAGGGAGACCCCAUCGGCUCCGCCACAGACAUCUGGGGUGCGGGUGUGCUCACUUACAUCAUGCUCAGUGGACACUCUCCGUUCUAUGAGCCAGACCCCCAGGAAACGGAGGCUCGUAUUGUGGGGGGCCGCUUUGAUGCCUUCCAGUUGUACCCCAACACCUCCCAGAGCGCCACCCUCUUCUUGCGAAAGGUCCUCUCAGUACACCCCUGGAGCCGGCCCUCCCUGCAGGACUGCCUGGCCCACCCGUGGCUGCAGGACGCUUACCUGAUGAAGCUGCGCCGCCAGACGCUCACCUUCACCACCAACCGGCUCAAGGAGUUCCUGGGUGAGCAGCGGCGUCGCAGGGCCGAGGCCGCCACCCGUCACAAGGUGCUGCUCCGCUCCUACCCAGGCAGCUCCUAG
Messenger RNA from Eptesicus fuscus (big brown bat), 9894 nucleotides. It is a transcript of the gene SPEG, whose product is annotated as striated muscle enriched protein kinase. Gene Ontology annotation, molecular function: protein binding; ATP binding; protein kinase activity. NCBI's taxonomy places the organism in Eukaryota, Metazoa, Chordata, Mammalia, Chiroptera, Vespertilionidae. Bases 1 to 9894 code for a protein of 3297 amino acids. Gene Ontology annotation, biological process: protein phosphorylation; muscle cell differentiation. The transcript has 41 exons. The record is from RefSeq and is a predicted model, not a curated record.